Antechinus flavipes (yellow-footed antechinus) is the source of this 4408-nucleotide messenger RNA. It is a transcript of the gene MAP2K3, whose product is annotated as mitogen-activated protein kinase kinase 3. The record is from RefSeq and is a predicted model, not a curated record. NCBI's taxonomy places the organism in Eukaryota, Metazoa, Chordata, Mammalia, Dasyuromorphia, Dasyuridae. Gene Ontology annotation, molecular function: ATP binding; MAP kinase kinase activity. The transcript is spliced from 12 exons. Gene Ontology annotation, biological process: MAPK cascade; protein phosphorylation. The coding region runs from base 449 to 1462 and encodes 337 amino acids.
AGUUUCCUGUUUUACGUCACUUGCUAGUUAACUGCUGCAGCUUUUACAACUGUGCUUUCAAGUGUAAUCUGAGCUGGAACUGCCCAACUUCAGCUGCCACGGCUCCUGCCUACGAGAGAGAGCUCUGAAUCUCCCCUCUCUCUACCUUUCCAAGCUUCAGAUUCUUCCCUCUGCCCCUUUCGCCCCAGGCUGCAGGACUAGGAAUCCUGCGGCGAUCAAAUUGCUUGGGAUAGAGAGAAAGAAGGGCAGCGGGGCAAAAACCCCAGGUCACUUGCAAAAGGUCAUCAACCUUUCCGGUGCGCCUACCUUUUUUGUUUGUUGUGCCUGUGUGGGAAGUAAGCCUUAAUGAUGUUUUGCUGGAAGGGCUUUUGAAUUCGACUACUGGACUGCUUUUCCUACUCCUCCUCCCUCCAGGCGCUCUCGUUCGCUACUUCAUUUCUGGGAAGCCAUGGACAAAAGGCAAGGAAAAAUCAAGAACAGAAAGGAUUUAAAAAUAUCAUGUGUCUCCAACAAGCCACCCGUCUCCAACCCAACGCCUCCCAGGAACUUGGACUCUAGGACCUUUAUUACAAUUGGUGACAAGAACUUUGAAGUGGCAGCCGAUGAUUUAGUUUCCAUAUCAGAGUUGGGUCGGGGUGCCUACGGAGUAGUGGAGAAAGUUCGACACGCCCAGAGUGGAACCAUCAUGGCUGUCAAGAGGAUCCGAGCGACUGUGAACACUCAGGAACAGAAGAGGCUUCUCAUGGAUCUGGAUAUCUCCAUGAGGACUGUUGACUGCUUCUAUACUGUCACCUUCUAUGGGGCCCUUUUCAGAGAGGGUGAUGUAUGGAUCUGUAUGGAACUGAUGGACACCUCCUUGGACAAAUUUUAUAAGAAGGUUCUGGAGAAGGAGAUGACCAUACCAGAGGAUAUUCUAGGCGAAAUAGCAGUGUCUAUUGUUCGAGCUCUGGAGCACUUACAUAGUAAACUGUCUGUGAUUCACAGAGAUGUCAAGCCAUCCAAUGUUCUUAUCAACAAGCAAGGCCACGUAAAAAUGUGUGACUUUGGGAUCAGUGGCUACUUGGUGGAUUCAGUUGCCAAAACCAUGGAUGCUGGUUGCAAACCCUAUAUGGCGCCAGAGAGAAUCAACCCGGAGCUGAACCAAAAAGGCUACAAUGUCAAAUCAGAUGUCUGGAGCCUGGGAAUCACUAUGAUUGAGAUGGCCAUUCUUCGGUUUCCAUAUGAGUCAUGGGGGACCCCAUUCCAGCAGCUGAAACAGGUGGUAGAAGAGCCUUCUCCUCAGCUCCCUGCCGACCGCUUCUCUCCUGAGUUUGUGGACUUCACAGCCCAAUGCUUGAGGAAGAAUCCCGCAGAGCGAAUGAGCUACCUGCAGCUAAUGGAGCAUCCUUUCUUCACUUUGCACAAAACCAAAGAGACAGACAUCGCCGCCUUUGUGAAGGAGAUCCUGGGCGAGGACUCAUAGGGAAAGGACAUUAUUGCUCUAUGGAGAAUCUUCUUCCCCUCUCCCUGGAAAGAAAUGAGGAACAGCGUUCUCGGUGGUUUGCACAGAUCACGUAGUCCCCAGCCCUGUCCACCUGCAGCCUGGAGCACGGCGUUAGUUUAUCUCGUGUCAUCCUGUGUACCUUUGAGCUAAAAGAGCUACCUAGCCAGCACCAUGGAAAUCCAAAGCCAAGAACAAUGUCAGGUCGUUGCUUCCACAGAAGCCCAUGUGACAUUGGGCAUGUGGAGUUUCUUCACUGGCGAGACUCUCACAACCACGACUCCCGAGGGCUGAGAAACCAGUCCUUUGCUUAGCCAGGAACUGGGCCUGAAGAGUUAAGAUGUUGGGGUGAUGGUGGUUCUGAAGGCAGGAGGGUAGAUCCAGCAGGUCUUGCAAUGUGCCAUUUGUCCCAAGUGCCAAGAAAACUGACCUACUAAGCAGAGCUGUCCAAUGUUUUGAGUAGAGUGAGUUUCUGGGACUACCAGCUCUGUAAUUUUGUUGUUGUUGUCCAGUCAUUUAUUCAUUACUUCCCCCAAAUCUCUUUCUUUCUCUCAGCCUUGGAGAAACCUUUCCUCCUCCUGAUACCUCUUACCCAUAAGGUGUAGAAGCUCCUAUCUCUGUACCGAUACCCUUCAUUUUUUUUAGACUCUGGAGUCCCUGUCCUUGGAGGGAGAGCUUUGAGCUACUGGGUGGUGGGAUGGCAUUGGCCAAGUAGCCUUUGAAUAAAGCUAUGGGAAGAAGCUUGUCCUGGGUAGUGAUAGGAAGCUUAAUACUAGGUGAGAAAGACAGUAUGUCAUCCUCAGUGACUGGUGAGGUCAUUGUCCCUUUCCCUCUUAUUGUUUCCAGCCCAGUACAUCCCCUUUUCUAGGGCUUGAGUGUGUGGAUAUGUCAUGGAAGUGGUGGGUGUGAGAAAUGAGGAUUUGGCCCUCCUCCUGUUCCCCAAGGUGCCGGGCUCUCAGAAGCUCUGCAAGUCCCCUCAUGGGCCCAGUGACCUGCUAAGCUGUUCCAGAAUCCACUCCCAAACCAUCUCUUCUAUACUAGCCUUGGGGAUCAGAUCAGGUCCUUUUUUUUUUUUUUUGUCCUUCUGACAACCCAAGAGUGUUAUGAGCCUAUAUAAACAGUAAAUUGUAUAGGGUAGGCAAAACUUAGGUUGUAUAUUUUUUAUAUCUAUAUAUAAUGAACUUUUAAAAUUGUUUCCUUGUUUUAAUCUGAUGACAUAGUCCUCCCUCCUUGGGAAAUGGGCGCUGGGGGUCAUACCUGAUUACUGUGAAUACCAGAGGGUUGGUCCCAUCCCCUAUCCUGGGUCUUUGCCCAGGCUGCACCUCCUUCCUAGAAGACCCUUUCCCUCCUUUCCUCCCUCUCUUAGAAACCCGCAGCCUUUCUUCAAGGAUUAGUUUAGGGAUAACCUCUUACAUAAAGCUUUUCCUCAUUUUUCUGCUGAGAACUUCCCUUGGGGUGAGAAGGAGCAGAAGGAGCUAUCUGCUCCCAGAAGGACUGUCUGUCCAGACAAAAUUGUUCCAGAUUAUCUAUAAUUUUCAAGAAGAGUGAAUGGGUGUGGAAAUAAACUUUAGGACCAGUUAUUUUCUUUGAGGAAGUGUCCAGCUUUGAAACUGCUGGGGGUGGAGAUGGAGAGAAGUACGGUAUGGAUGCUGUAAAGCUGACUUGGUCAAGAAGCUAAUGUUCACACAGUUCAGGGGUCCCUCAAACUUUUUAAAUAGGGAGUCAGUUCACUGUCCCUCAGACUGUUGGAGGGCCGGACUAUAGUAAAAACAAAAACUUUGUUUUGUGGGCCUUUAAAUAAAGAAACUUCAUAGCCCUGGGUGAGGGGGAUAAUCAUCCUCAGCUGCCGCAUCUGGCCUGUGGGCCGUAGUUUGAGGACCCUUAUGUUAGUUCAAAAGAUUUUAGGAUGCUUACCUCGGAGUGGGGAUGGGAUGCCCCAGACUCCUUAGACCUGCUUUCCAACAAAUAGGUUCAAUUCCAACAGGUCUUGCCACAAACCUCUCUCCCUUUCUUCCUCUGUUUCUUUCUCUCAGCUUUGGAGAAAUCUCUCUUCCUCCUGAUACCUAUCACUCAUAAGGUAUAGCAACUCUCUCUCUGUACCAAUGACCUCCAUUUUCUUUUUAGACUCUGAACUCCCUAUCCUUGGAGGGAGAGCUUUCCCUUCCUCUGCCCCCUCCCAGUUUAAACUGAAGCUCUGUGCCCUUUGUUCAAAGGUGGUAGUGGAGGGGUCACCUUUCCUCUAAGGAUUGUAUAAUCCAGAGGGGCUUUCAAAUGAUUCGUUGGAGAGAAAUGUAAUUAUAGUUGUUGCAGCUGUGGGAGUUUCACUGUCUGAGCUGCAUGGGGAGUUUUGAAUGUUUCCAGUGUUUCUGGGAAUGGUCUAUAUUCUUCCCUCCUUCCCCUUUCCCCCAAGAAAAAAAAAGAGUAAAUGUGCAAACCAUCCUGAUUCUUUGAAAUAUGUGUGGGUAUCCUGCUGCCUACACUAGGGUGUGAAGUUUGGUCAUAAACGUUAACUUGCUUGGUUGUUUUGAGUUAAUUUUUUAAUUUAUCUUACGUUUUGUUUUUCUCUUGCUUUGAGGGUUUGGCUAUUUUUUCUUGCAUGGAUUAGAUGCCUUUCACUCUUCCCUCUCCCCCAGUGGGUGUUAGCUCACCCAGUUACAAGGCAUUGCUUUAUCAAAAUGUCUGGCUAACUAUUGGUAGCGAUGGGGGUAGAUGGGGACAUCACUGUGUCUCCCAAGGCCUCUGUUCAAAGAGGAGUGAGGGGCAGGUGAGUUCCUACCCAUUAACAUACAGCUCCUGUCCUGUGGAUGCUGGUGGGAGUGGUGCCUUUGACUUCCAAGGGAUGUGUUCUUCCACUGUGGAAGAUUUACUUUGGGGAUUGUUUAAAAAAAUUUUUUUAAAGAAAAAAUUGAGGGAGAAAAUAUAUAUAUA